ACACCACCAGACCCCCUUUCCACCAAUCAGCCAACGGUGGGCGGAGCCGGGUGUGCAAAGAUGGCAGCGGCGCGUCUGCUGAAGUGUCUGCUGAGGCCGGGGCGGAGGAUCGGUUUUCCUCGUUUACUGACAUGCAGUCAGCCAGUCCGAAGCCAGUCCAACGCUCAGGCCGAAGGAGAGAUCCUCCUCACAGAGAGCUGUGUGAAAAGGCUACGAGAGGUGACCAGUGGCUCGGAGUUCCUUAGACUCCAGGUGGAGAGCGGAGGUUGUUCUGGUUUCCAGUAUAAGUUCCUAUUGGAUACAGACAUGACAGAGGAUGACAGGGUGUUUGGCACAGACGGGGCUCAUGUUGUGGUGGACACGGAGAGCCUCCAGCUGGUGAAAGGCAGCACCAUUGAAUACUGUGAAGAGCUGAUCCGAAGUUCCUUCCUGCUGACACAAAACCCUCAGGCCGACCAAGGCUGCUCUUGUGGGGCGUCCUUCUCUGUCAAGCUGUGACAUUCUGCGGGGCCGCACAGGCCGACCCCCGAGGACUUUGCCGGCGCCUGUUUAUCAUUGUGUGUGUGUGUCAUUACUUCUCUGUAAAUAAAAACUUCUGACAUGUA
Messenger RNA from Rana temporaria (common frog), 605 nucleotides. It is a transcript of the gene ISCA2, whose product is annotated as iron-sulfur cluster assembly 2. Lineage: Eukaryota; Metazoa; Chordata; Amphibia; Anura; Ranidae. The transcript has 4 exons. Gene Ontology annotation, molecular function: 4 iron, 4 sulfur cluster binding; 2 iron, 2 sulfur cluster binding; iron ion binding. The record is from RefSeq and is a predicted model, not a curated record. Gene Ontology annotation, biological process: iron-sulfur cluster assembly. Bases 61 to 498 code for a protein of 145 amino acids. Gene Ontology annotation, cellular component: mitochondrion.